UCAAUACUGCAUGCAGCUGUAGGGAGCUGCCUGUGUUCUCUGCUGCAAACCCAGGACUUGUAAUUCUCUCUACCUUCAGCUAGCCCACUUCCAAAAAUACAUCCUCACCACCCAUCGUCAUUACAGAUUUAUCCACUGUCAAUGGAAUACAAUGCAAUGAUUUUGCAGCCCUGGUGAUACCAGGUUCUCCAUGCUUUUAAUGGACCAAAGAAAGCUGUAACUUUGACAUAUCAUUCUGUCUUCUGAGGCAGAACAUUUCCAAGAUGAACAGAAGGGAAAUGCCAUCCAUGAAGAUAUCCAUUGCGCUUGACUUAUGUGCCAAGCUCUUAUAGUAACUACCCAACAGAAAAUGGCUUAGGAUUCCAUAUGAGCUCUUUAUAUGUGGGGCCACUGUUUUAUAUAUUACAUUUUUUUGCAUUUGACUCAUAAUGGGGGGCUGCUUCUCCAAACCUAAACCAGUAGAAGUAAAAGUUGAAGUUGUUCUACCUGAAAAAGAAAGGGAAAAAGAAGAAAUGUCUCCCAAUGGGAAAGCAAGUCCACUUGCUUACAAAGCCAAUGGGACAGCUAGACACUACCAUCACGAGGAAAGACCUAUUGUUCUAAAUCCAUACACAAAUCCCAAAGAUAUGGUGGAAGCCUCUGUAUGCCAUGUAAAAGAUCUGGAGAAUGGACAGAUGCGGGAGGUUGACCUGGGUUGUGGUAAAGCUUUGCUAAUCAAGCAAAAUGGAGAAUACUAUGCAAUGGGACACAAGUGCCCACAUUAUGGAGCGCCUCUAGUGAAAGGUGUACUCUCUAGGGGCAGAGUGCGCUGCCCAUGGCAUGGAGCAUGCUUUAAUAUUGCAACCGGUGAUAUUGAAGAUUUCCCAGGACUAGACGGUUUGCCAAAAUUCCAGGUUAAAAUAGAAAAGGAAAGAGUUUACAUUCGUGCAAGCAAACAGGCUCUACAAUCACAAAGAAGGACCAAAGUUAUGGCGAAGUGUAUAGCACUCAGCAACUAUAGCACAGCGAUUACUAAUAUACUCAUUAUUGGAGCAGGUCCCGCUGGUUUAGUGUGUGCAGAAACACUGAGACAAGAGGGCUUUUCCGACAGGAUUGUAAUGUGUACUUCUGAAAAGUAUCUACCAUACGAUCGGUCAAAAUUAAGCAAAUCAAUGGAUUCUCAAGCAGAACAGAUUUUUCUUAGAUCCAAAGAAUUCUUCCAUACAUACGAUAUUGAAGUUCUGACUGAAACACAGGUUGUCAAUGUUGACACAAAGAACAAGACGGUUGUUUUCAAGGAUGGAUUUAGAAUGGAAUACAACAAGCUGCUCAUUGCCACUGGGAAUACCCCCAAGACUCUUACCUGCAAAGGAAAAGAACUGGAUAAUGUGUUCACGAUACGAACACCAGAGGAUGCAAACAGGGUUGUAAAACUGGCAACGGGCAGGAAUGCAGUGAUUGUGGGUGCAUCUUUCUUAGGAAUGGAAGUGGCUGCCUAUCUAUGUGAAAAAGCUCACUCGGUCUCUGUGGUAGAAUUGGAGAACAUUCCCUUUAAGAAAUUUUUAGGGGAUAAGGUUGGACUUGCAAUCAUGAAGAUGUUUGAAAGCAACAAAGUGAAGUUUUACAUGCAGACAGAAGUUUCUGAAUUAAGGGAACAAGAAGGAAAGCUAAAAGAAGUGGUGUUGAAGAGUGGAAAGGUUCUGCGAGCUGAUGUUUGUGUUAUUGGAAUAGGAGCAAGUCCAACUACAGGUUUUCUAAAGCAGAGCGGUGUAACCUUUGAUUCCAAAGGAUACAUUUUGGUUAACAAGAUGAUGCAGACCAAUGUUCCUGGUGUCUUUGCUGCAGGAGAUGUUGUAACUUUUCCACUAGCGUUUCGGAAUAACAAAAAAGUAAAUGUUCCUCACUGGCAGAUGGCGCAUAUGCAAGGUCGUAUAGCAGCACUGAACAUGUUAGCUCAAGGCACAGAAAUCAAUACAAUUCCUUAUCUGUGGACUGCAAUGUUUGGGAAGAGCUUACGAUAUGCAGGUAAUGGGGAAGGAUUUGAUGAUGUCAUCAUUCAAGGUGAUAUUGAAGAAUUAAAAUUUGUGGCAUUCUAUACCAGGAAUGAUGAAGUCAUUGCAGUUGCCAGUAUGAAUUAUGACCCUAUAGUGUCCAAAGUAGCAGAAGUCAUGGCAUCGGGAAAAUCUAUACGCAAGCGAGAUGUUGAGAUGUUUGUUCGUCACUGCAAAACUGGUGAUAUUUCCUGGCUAACAGGGAAAGGCUCGUAAUCAAGGAUGGAACUAUAUCUGUGAGAAUAUGCAUGUGGAAUGGUGUUGCUUAACAUAUUAACACACUAGGAAUGCUUCUGGACACAUCUCAAUAAAAGUAUAUACUGAGGCCAUUCUAUUCUACAUCCAGUCAAGGAAUACAAAUGAUACUGCGAAUGUAAUUCAUCUCUACUGAAUGCUGGGACAUCGAGAGUACCCAAUGGAUACGGAUGUGACCAUUUAAGUUAGAGCCUAGUACAGAAGACUUGACUUUGGUUACUUUGUGCUGAAGGUUUUCUUGUCUCUUCAUUUUUCUACAUUUCACAUCACAGGCUAAUGGAAAGUUGUGUCCAGCCACACAUCUUUGCUGAUCUAUAUUAAAUGUCAAGCGUCAAAAACAUUGUUAGACAUAAAGAGUAAAAUUGAUUUGAUAACUUUUAUUACUUUUACACAUUCAAACUUUUUAAGAUGCUGCUCAUGUUGAGAAUAAUGUACAUCAAUAACAGAAUAUCUAUGACUUUAUCCUAUUGUUCUUCCAUUAGAGUAGGUUCAAUAGAAUGACACAAGUGUGGUGACUAAGAAUGGGGAGAUGUUUUUUUUUUUUUUACCUUAGCUGAUGAUGACACAAUCUUUAAUUCUUAAAGGGGUACUCCGGUGGUUAAUUUUUUUUUCCACAUGGCAUCUUCUUUGUAAGUUUAGUUUUUUUGCCAUAUACAUGUGUUAUAUGUUUUGGCAGCAUGUGUGUGUUUUUCUUACCUGUUUGUUGGGCAGGAAGUUCUGUAGUUCAGAGGGUUUUCUUUUACUGUCGUCCACAGUUCUGAGUCUGCUGUGGACAAGACGUCAGGGCUUUUUAAUUUAUUUAUUUUUUCUCUGUCUGCAUGAGAGGAAUAAGCCACGCCCCCUCAUCUCAUCCAGCUGAGUACACAGCUCCUAACCUCCCCUCCCCCCCUCUGCUCUGUAUUCUAAGGACGCAGGUCUGCACCGGAGAAGGACCUCAUAGAGAAGAUAAGUGUUAUCUGAAGGGGAGGAUGAGAAGGUGCACGGGCUGGGGAUGUAUGGACUGCAGGGGAAUAAAUCUCAUACUGGGAAUGAUCUCUAUAUGUGAAGGGGGGGACUCCUGAAUGACACAUGCUGGGAGUUGUAGUCCCUGUUGUGUGUGUGUGUAUGCUAGUGUUUACAAACCAGUGUGCCUCCAGCUGUUGCAAAACUAUAACUCCCAGCAUGCCCUGACAGACUUUGGGCAUGCUGGGAGUUGUAGAUUUGCAGCAGCUGGAGGUACAAUGGUUGGGAAACACUGUUCUAGCCUAUUCAGCAUGCACAUCAUGUUAAACCAGUGUUUCCCAACCAGUUUGCCUCCAGCUGUUGCAAAACUACAACUCCUAGCAUGCUCAAAGGCUGUCAAGGCAUGCUGGGAGUUGUAGUUUUGCAACACCUGGAGGCACCCUGGUUGGGAAACACUGGUGUAUGCCCUACAGAGGUGUGGUGAACUACAACCCCCAGGAAACUACAGAGGCAGCAUGCUGGUGUUAUACCACAGGCUGAAGACUCCUGAAUGACACAUGCUGGGAGUUGUAGUCCCUUUUGUGUGUGUAUGCCAAUGUAUCCCAACCAAGGCUGAUUAUAUUAGUGUGCUCUGUAUAAGGGGGCUGUAGGAUGGGUAAAGGGCAGAACAAACAAACAAAAAAAAAAAAGGAGCCACCCCAAACCAGCAAGGCAUGUGGCAUGCUGGGAUUUGUAGUUUUCAGCACAGCAAGAAACAGGAAAUAGAAGCAAAGAUAGGAAAACAAAGUGGGGGAUAAAAAGACAACAAAGAACGGAAAUAGAGUAGGCCAAACAACAAGAAUAGAAAUGAAACAAAACAAAUAGGGUAAGUCAAAAACGGAAAAACACGUUGACCACCGGAGUACCCCUUUAAACACCAGUCAUAACUAGGAUUUUUUAAAGAAAAGCUUAGCAUAGAUUAUGUUCCACGCACUAGCUAUGUAUUAAAAACCCUAGCCAUGGGUUAUUGGUGCCCCCUUAACACUCAGUACCUAGGGCCUAGUUAUGCCUCUGGGACAUGCUUUUCAGUAAGAAUAAAUAGGGUCAUCUCUUUGUGCCAUACUGAAUGCUACUAUUCAUAAUAACCCCUUGAUAGAAUUCACUCUGGAUGACCAAUUUUAUUCUUAAAGUGAAUGACAAAGUAGAUUUGGCUAUAAACAAGUAUCACCAAUUUCUUAAAAAUAAUAGGUUUAUGUGCAUUACAGUUUGUGUAGUACCUGAAGAAUGAUACAUGAAGAAUACAUGUUCUUUGGUCACCCUCCAA
Molecule: messenger RNA, 4530 nt
Organism: Hyla sarda
Lineage: Eukaryota; Metazoa; Chordata; Amphibia; Anura; Hylidae
Gene: AIFM3
Product: apoptosis inducing factor mitochondria associated 3
Exons: 21
Coding region: 429-2246 (605 amino acids)
Biological process (GO): execution phase of apoptosis
Cellular component (GO): mitochondrion; cytoplasm
Molecular function (GO): 2 iron, 2 sulfur cluster binding; oxidoreductase activity, acting on NAD(P)H; flavin adenine dinucleotide binding
Source: RefSeq, a predicted model, not a curated record